Molecule: messenger RNA, 1017 nt
Organism: Caenorhabditis elegans
Lineage: Eukaryota; Metazoa; Nematoda; Chromadorea; Rhabditida; Rhabditidae
Gene: unc-64
Product: Syntaxin-1A homolog
Exons: 8
Coding region: 109-984 (291 amino acids)
Biological process (GO): intracellular protein transport; vesicle-mediated transport; neurotransmitter secretion
Cellular component (GO): plasma membrane; perikaryon; axon
Molecular function (GO): SNAP receptor activity
Source: RefSeq, marked reviewed
ACUUUCCAUCAAAAUCUCUUUCUUGUCUCUUUCCAUUCACAUGACUUUUUGACAGUCCAACAAUAGGAACCACUUUUCGUGUCGAGACCUGUCAACAGGAACAACAACAUGACUAAGGACAGAUUGUCCGCUUUAAAAGCGGCGCAGUCCGAGGAUGAGCAGGACGAUGAUAUGCACAUGGACACCGGGAAUGCACAAUAUAUGGAGGAGUUUUUUGAGCAGGUUGAAGAGAUUCGUGGAAGUGUGGAUAUUAUUGCGAAUAAUGUUGAAGAGGUCAAGAAGAAGCAUUCGGCAAUUUUAUCAAAUCCAGUUAACGAUCAGAAAACCAAAGAAGAACUCGACGAGUUGAUGGCAGUUAUCAAAAGAGCUGCGAAUAAAGUGCGCGGCAAACUGAAAUUGAUCGAAAAUGCCAUUGAUCACGACGAGCAAGGAGCCGGAAAUGCGGAUCUUCGAAUUCGAAAAACUCAACACAGCACAUUAUCGAGACGAUUCGUCGAAGUGAUGACUGAUUAUAAUAAGACACAGACUGAUUAUCGAGAGAGGUGUAAGGGACGAAUUCAGAGACAACUCGAUAUUGCUGGAAAACAAGUCGGAGAUGAGGAUUUGGAGGAAAUGAUUGAGAGCGGAAAUCCGGGAGUAUUUACACAAGGAAUCAUCACAGAUACCCAACAGGCAAAACAAACGCUAGCCGAUAUUGAAGCUCGUCACAAUGAUAUCAUGAAAUUGGAAAGUUCAAUUCGAGAGCUUCACGACAUGUUCAUGGAUAUGGCUAUGCUUGUCGAAUCUCAGGGAGAGAUGGUUGAUCGAAUUGAGUACAAUGUGGAGCACGCGAAAGAAUUUGUUGAUCGAGCAGUAGCUGAUACGAAGAAAGCCGUUCAAUAUCAGUCGAAGGCGCGAAGGAAGAAGAUCAUCAUUUUGAUCGUCGUCACCAUCCUAAUCGGCUUCGUUUCUCUGUGGCUCAUUCAGUAUAUUCCUGGCAUUUAAGCCCAUUUGUUUCCCCGUCUAAACGCCCACGCU